GCCAGUUGGACCUGGGUGGUAUAUCUUUCUGUCAUAUUUUCAUCUACAAAAUUAGUUGUUUAGUUGUUUUAUGUAGAUGGAAAAGCAAAUAAAUUGAAAAGAGUCAUCAAUUAAAUUCAUAUAGUUUCCACAGUUCAUGAAGAUCAAUAGUAGUUUUCUGAAUUAAACUGCGUAUAGAUUUUAGACAUCAAUGUCGAUCCAUCAUCAAUCCAUCAUCAGAAUGAAAUGCACAAAGAGAAAGAAUUUGUGAGGGCUCCUGGCAAUAUGCAUUUUUAGAAAUUUCAAAAAUACUGCUGAUGCCUUUGAUCCUGGAGUAUUCUUUUCUAUUCAAAGUUUGGAGAACGCUAUGAGAAUCUCUCUUAAAUUCUCAAAGUAAACCAGAUUCCUUUACCGGAAUUUUUGUUUCUUAUCGUCUGCCAGGUACUUCACAUGUUCAAUUACUUAUUACAUCUACAUUCAACUGUUCUGUGAAUUUUCUUAGCAUAAAAUCUAAAGGCCACUUAGAAUUCUGAACAUACCAUUCCUUCUCUGAGUUCCUCAAAGUUGUCUGCGUUAUUUAGACUCCCUGAAGGAAUUCCUCAAAGCUGUUUACAUAAUUUAGACUCCCUGGAGGAAUUCCUCAGAGUUUAGAUGAUUUAGACUCCCUGUAGAAAUUUCUCUUCACAUAGGGAAACAUACAAUUGUAUUCCUUGAGUCUUAUAAUUCUUACUGAAUUCUCAAAGCUAGCCAAGGCCUUUCUUGUCCACAUUUUUUUGGAAUUCUUGAUUAAUUUGCUUCACAAUUUUAAAGAAGUUUUUGAAAGUCUUGAUUCAUUUGGCUUAAGUGUCUCUCCUUGCACCUCUAGAUUACUAGUUUGCGAGAAUCAGUUCACAAUUCAUUGUAUGUUUCUGAUUCCGGUUCUUAAUUCUAUGGGGAUUGCAUGAUGUUUUUUACAGGUUUAAUUUGUUCUUGCUUCUGAGGCAAUUGGUCAGCUCCAAUCUCAGAAUCUGUUGGGGUUGUUCUGUUGGUGCCUCGUAAACAUUAUGUAAAAUACUUAUCAAUUUUAAAAGAAUUACAGCCCUACUCCAUUCCAUUUUCCUCCCAGAAUAUUUGUUUAUAUGGAUUCUCCUUAGCAUUGUACAAAUUGUUUCAUUCAUUUAGUUUCUUGCCAUUAGGUCUCUGAAAGGUUGUUUUAUCAAUUUUCUUAGUUCUGACCAGAUUUUAGCUCAUCAUGGAUCCUUGCACUUUUAUCAAGGUUUCUAUAAGUUCUUUGGCUUUGAGGGUACCAGCAGCCUCAAAACCAACAACUUCACGAGUUCACUCUGCAUGCUCCCCUUGCUUUUGUGACAUUAAGCUUCCAAAUAACCCUGUAAAGACUCUGCCACUUCCUCUGCUUUCACUAGAUUCCCCUGCACCAAAUCAAAUCAUUGCAUCCACCUUCUACCUUGAUGAAUCUUCUUUUCAAAAGCAAAUUACUACCUCUGUGCUCGGAAGAAAGAAGGCUUCAAACCCUUGCUUGGAGGUGGUAGUUUAUACUGGAAGCCGAGGAGGUACUUGUCGUUUUGGGACUGAGAAACAGCUAGGGAAGUUUCGUAUUGAAGUUGAUGCUAAAUGGAUGGAUUCAAGUCCAAUAGAGGUUCACAAUGGGUGGGUUCCCAUAGGAAAACGAAAGGCAGGAGAGCUGCACUUAAAUGUUAGAGUAGAAUCAGAUCCACGAUUUGUUUUCCAGUUUAAUGGACAGCCAGAAGUCAGUCCACAGAUUCUGCAACUGCAAGGAAAAGUUCAUCAGCCUAUUUUCAGCUGCAAGUUUACCCGUGACAGAGGCAGUCGCGCCAGAUUAAAUCAGCUAGAUCCAUGGACACAUGAAAAAGACAAAAAGGACAGGAAAGGAUGGCUAAUACUAAUCCAUGAUCUUUCCGGUUCACCAGUAGCAGCUGCAUCAAUGGUGACUCCAUUUGUUCCAUCUGCAGGCACUGAUCGUGUCAGCCGCUCAAACCCUGGAGCUUGGCUUAUAUUAAAGCCAGGUACUCAAGGAGGAGACUCAUGGUUACCGCUGGGGCGUUUGGAAGCAUGGCGGGAGCGAGGUAGCAAAGGGGAAAUUGGGUGUAAUUUCAAAGUCACAGAGGAAAGAAGCGGAUUUUACAGAAUUGCUAAUAAAAUUCUUCUGUCUAAAACUGCCAUAAGUUGCCAAAAAACCAGCAAAGAUAUUGUAAAAAUUAACAUGGAGCUUCCUGUUCAAGGAGGAUUUAUAAUGAGUGCAACAACCAUCCAUAGUGAACACAAAAAAACAGGUAAAUGCAGUAAGCUUCAAGUCCAAUUGGCAAAGAGACAUGUAACAUGUGUUGAGGAUGCUGCAGUAUUCAUGGCGCUUGCUGCUGCUGUGGAUCUGAGUGUGGAUGCAUGUCAGCCUUUUUCAAGAAGGUUCACAAAGGAUCUUGGCCUAUCUUGUGCAUCAUUGUGAUUCAAAUCUUCUGGUUUGGUGAUUUUUUCUUAGGUAGAAGAGGGUACAAGUGGUUUGAAUUUUUUUAAUUUUUUGGGAAUCCAUUAGAAACAUUCUAUAGAUCAAGCCUGCAGAGCCUGGUUGAAAAAGAUCUUAACUUCAAUGGAACAGAUGCCAAAUAGUGCCAUUUUGAAUAGAAAAGGUGGCCAUUUUUGGCAAUCCAGAAGAAAACUGGAAUUUGUAAUAGAUUGUGAGUUCUACAAUAUUAUUGUAAUUCUGAAGACAUUUGAGGGGGGUCUUGUGGGAAAUGAAUGAAGAAAACAUUUUGUAUCCUUGAUCAUUACCAUUUUGUAAUAUACAUGUUGAUUUAUUGGAGACAAGCAAGGAGGUUCAGUAGUUUACUUAUAACAUCUGAAGUAAGAUGGGCUUUCACAGGGACAAUCUGCUGAAGAUUU
Cryptomeria japonica (Japanese cedar) is the source of this 2874-nucleotide messenger RNA. RefSeq lists its product as uncharacterized. The record is from RefSeq and is a predicted model, not a curated record. The transcript is spliced from 2 exons. Lineage: Eukaryota; Viridiplantae; Streptophyta; Pinopsida; Cupressales; Cupressaceae. The coding region runs from base 1211 to 2440 and encodes 409 amino acids.